UAGUGAAGUGUCAAGUGUUCACGUUGUCACCGAGAGAAGAAGCGACCUCUUCUUGUGCGUUCGUAUAAAUAGUCUUUUUAUUUACGUUCUUGUUAAUAUAGCGUUUUUAGCUAAACAUGUUUGCAGUAAGAGGAGUUUUGAGGCUUGCACAGAGGUUGGCUGGUGUUACUGUGUCGAGGAGGGGAUGUGCUGGUGCUGUUCCUGUGGACGACGUCAUAAACGGACUUACAGAAGAGCAAAUGCAGCUCAGAAACACAGUCACUCGGUUCUGUCAGGAAAAGCUUGCUCCCUAUGCUGAUGAGAUGGACAAGGCGAAUGAUUUUCCACGUAUGAGAGAGUUUUGGAAGGAGGCAGGUGAACUGGGAUUGCUUGGGAUUACAGCUCCAGUGGAGUAUGGAGGAACAGGACUGGGCUAUCUUGAUCAUGUAAUCGUGAUGGAGGAGAUAUCACGGGUGUCAGGAGCUGUAGCGCUCAGCUACGGCGCACAUUCCAACCUGUGUGUCAAUCAGCUUGUGCGCCAUGGCAACCAGAAUCAGAAAGAAAAGUAUCUACCAAAGUUAAUUACAGGAGAACACAUAGGCGCUCUGGCCAUGAGCGAGCCCAACUCUGGCUCUGACGUCGUAUCCAUGAAAACGACUGCAAGGAAAGAAGGUGACCAUUACGUGUUGAACGGGAACAAGUUCUGGAUCACGAACGGACCUGACGCGGACGUUCUGAUAGUGUACGCGAAGACGGACGUAAACGCAGCUGCACGCGGAAUCUCUGCGUUUAUUGUUGAAAAGGGAAUGCCUGGAUUCAGUACCGCACAGAAGCUGGAUAAGCUGGGAAUGAGAGGCUCCAACACAUGCGAGCUCAUCUUUGAAGACUGCAAGGUUCCAGAGAAGAACAUGUUGGGACCUUUGAACAAAGGCGUGUAUGUACUGAUGAGCGGACUCGACCUGGAGAGGCUGGUACUCUCGGCUGGGCCUAUUGGAAUUAUGCAAGCAGUGCUUGAUCACGCUAUACCUUAUCUGCAUGUCCGAGAAGCUUUUGGGCAGAAAAUCGGCCACUUUCAGAUGAUGCAAGGAAAGAUGGCAGACAUGUACACCCGACUUAGUUCGUCUCGCCAGUACGUGUAUAAUGUGGCCCGUGCUUGUGACAAAGGCCACUUUAGUGCCAUGGACUGUGCUGGUGUAAUCCUUUAUUGUGCUGAGAACGCCACUCAGGUUGCCUUGGACGGGAUUCAGUGCCUGGGUGGAAACGGUUACAUUAAUGACUACCCAAUGGGCCGCUUCCUGCGAGACGCUAAGCUCUACGAGAUCGGCGCAGGCACCAGUGAGGUCCGAAGGAUGGUCAUUGGCAGGGCGUUCAACGCCAGGUUCAAAUAAGACUGCAGCCAAUCUGGACGUUAUCCCCAGGGAUCUAGUGGAUCUGCCUUUCACAGACUUAUGUUACAAUAUGCACAGAUCAAGCAAGGAGAUAAGCUUGUAAAGCUUGUGAAUUUGCUGUACAACAGAAUAAAUAUUAAAGACUGAUAUAUAAAUUCAUUUAUUUCCAAGUAGGAGAAAAUUGCUGAGCAAUUAACAAUCUCUGUCUUCACAUAGUAUGUGUUACAAAGCUCAGCAAACUAAAUGCAUUGCUGAAAAUGAAUGAUUGAAAAACUGAUCUCACCAGUCUCUCUCUCUCUCAUUCACAUAUACACACACACACCUCAGAAUGUUUGUUCAUAAAAGCACUAAAAAAAAAUCCCUGAAAAUCUGUUUUAGUUUUGUGUGAUUUUGUAGUAUAUAGGAAAGUGUGUAGAAAAGCAGUGGGAUUCUUUGCUGCAUUUUGAAUAUAAUCGUCCAUUGCAAACUA
Tachysurus fulvidraco (yellow catfish) is the source of this 1836-nucleotide messenger RNA. It is a transcript of the gene ivd, whose product is annotated as isovaleryl-CoA dehydrogenase. The transcript is spliced from 12 exons. The record is from RefSeq and is a predicted model, not a curated record. NCBI's taxonomy places the organism in Eukaryota, Metazoa, Chordata, Actinopteri, Siluriformes, Bagridae. Gene Ontology annotation, cellular component: mitochondrion. Gene Ontology annotation, biological process: L-leucine catabolic process. Gene Ontology annotation, molecular function: 3-methylbutanoyl-CoA dehydrogenase activity; flavin adenine dinucleotide binding. The coding region runs from base 117 to 1367 and encodes 416 amino acids.